Trichomonas vaginalis G3 is the source of this 1179-nucleotide messenger RNA. Its product is annotated as phage tail repeat-like family. The annotation marks the transcript as partial. Lineage: Eukaryota; Parabasalia; Trichomonadida; Trichomonadidae. The record is from RefSeq and is a predicted model, not a curated record. The transcript has a single exon.
AUGACAGAUGAGUUUCUGUUUCAAGACAGUAAGAACCAUACUGUUUGUAUAAAUCCAACAAAAGGAACCUUAAACGAGAAACCUAUAUCUGAACUUCUUUUGAAAGCAGAUGUUGACAACAAAGCUGACAAACAGUAUGUAGACGAUGCAAUAGCAAAAGAAGAAGAAAGAGCAGAUGCAACAUAUGCAACGAAAGAACAUACUCAUCCUGAACUAGCGGACAAAACAUAUGUUGACAAUAAAAUGUCAAGUGAAGUGACAAGAGCUGACAAAGAAUAUUCUAAAAAGACUCAUACACAUACCAUUGCAAAUAUUACAAACUUACAAGAAACCUUAGAGACAAAAGCAGAUAAAACAUAUGUUGACGAUGAGUUAGCAUGUGUGACUAGUGCGUUAGUGAAGAAGGCAGAUAAGGAAUAUGUGGAUGAAAAAGAUAACGAAAUGAAAGAAAGGGUUGACUGGUACCAUGAACGGACAAUGAAGACUUUUAAAUUUAAAGCCGAUACAGGAUGGGUUUCAGAAUGUUUAGACCUUAAAGCAGAUAAAACAUAUGUGGCUAGUGAGUUAGAGAAGAAAGCAGAUAAAACAUAUGUGGCUAGUGAGUUAGAGACAAAAGCAGAUAAAACAUAUGUGGCUAGUGAGUUAGAGACAAAAGCAGAUAAAACAUAUGUGGCUAGUGAGUUAGAGAAGAAAGCAGAUAAAACAUAUGUGGCUAGUGAGUUAGAGAAGAAAGCAGAUAAAACAUAUGUCAAUGAAAUAUACCAAAGUUUAGUUGGAACAACAAAAAAUAUUGAAACUAUUGUUGGUGACUUUUCUAUCUAUGAAGAAAACAAAUAUUUUAGAUGGGAGUUUGUACAUUCCUUAAAAAAUGGUAUACGGUAUAAACUCAUUCCGAAAAAUAACAAUGAAAUGUAUGUAAGCUAUAAAAAGAACGAUGGUACACAAGUUAAAGUUCCAUUAGACAACAACUGCUACUUAAACUUAUAUGGAGACGAACAAAAGAAAUAUUUAAGAGUUUAUGAAAUGGCAGAUAUGACAUUGCCUGACCCAGCUCCAACACCAUAUUAUUAUAAGUAUGGAGAUGACGACAAAACACCGCAUGUAGACCCAAAAAAGCAAACAUUAUAUUUAGAAUAUUAUAGAUAUAAAAGAUAUAAUGCAAUAGAAAAAACGAGAAUA